AUUUGGCUAUUUGAUCAGCGCUCCUGCCUUUACACAACUACUAUUGACACGGCAAAGGUGGCCUCUCCUUGCGAGUGUGAUGCCUCGAGUCUCACCGAGGGAGUGGUAGUGAUGGCUGAUCGAACUCCUGUCUUGAAAGUGCUCUACCGACUUCGGACACCUCUCAGUCCCACAGAUUCCUCAAAAACAGUGGAUCCCCUCUUUGAUGAGUGGAGUCGAGACUUUUCCGUGGGUCAUUUGCAAUUACCGCUGGAAACCUGCACACAGCUGGCCACAUGCCUGACUCAGGUAACCCAACGUUUGGCGCCGCAAGUGCGCUCUGGCAAGGGACGCACGGAGGGCUUUACUGUAGGUUUGAGUGCAGAAUUUAAGCUGAUUUUGGCAGCCUAA
Hydatigera taeniaeformis is the source of this 390-nucleotide messenger RNA. The record is from the annotation of a GenBank genome assembly. NCBI's taxonomy places the organism in Eukaryota, Metazoa, Platyhelminthes, Cestoda, Cyclophyllidea, Taeniidae.